CAAACCAUGCAACCAGGCUCGAUUGUGCAUUCCUCUCUCAACUCCAAUUGACAGUAUUAGUUGUCUGAGCCACACACGACAGAGCGUAUACUGGUUUUAUCCCAAGGCAGCGCGCCCAGAUGGCUUCGUCCACGGUGACAUUGGAGAAGACGACCACAAUCCGUAGCGAAGCCGUUGUCGCGGCCGAUGCGGCCGUGGACAGAGCAGCGACGUUGAAGUCUCCUCUCCUGGAAGGAAAGAAGUGCGGCGACGGUGGCGUUGCGAAGCGGUGCUGCGAGCGCAAGUACGAGCUCGUCAGCUACGACGCGCUCCCGGCCUUCCUCAAGCACAACGAGUUCAUCAUCGACUACUACCGCAGCGAGUGGCCCAUCAAGCAGGCGCUCCUCAGCGCCUUCGCCGUCCACAACGAGACCGUCAACGUCUGGACGCAUCUGAUCGGGUUCUUCAUGUUCCUCGCGCUCACCGUGUGCGCCGCCACGAUGGUUCCCAUGGAAUCUUCCGCGACGUCCAUGACCAUGGCCAACAACACCGGCAACCCAAUGGUACUGAUGAUGAUGAGCUACGGCAGCAACGGAGCGGCCAUGGCAGUGCAGGCUCUGCGCAACGUGUCCGUCGAAUCGGAGCUCGCGGCGGCGGCGUUGUCGGCGGCGGGCGACCAGGUCGCGCGUUGGCCGUUCUACGCGUACCUCUGCGGCGCCAUGUUCUGCCUGCUGAUGAGCAGCGCGUGCCACCUGCUGGCCUGCCACUCGGAGCACGCCAGCUACGUGCUGCUCCGCCUCGACUACGCCGGCAUCACGGGCCUCAUCGUCACCUCCUUCUACCCGCUCGUCUACUACACCUUCCUCUGCGACCCGUUCUUCCGCACGCUCUACCUCGGCUUCAUCACGCUCUUCGGCGCCGCCGCGGUGGCCGUCUCGCUGAUGCCGGUGUUCGAGAAGCCCGAGCUGCGGUGGGCGCGCGCCGGCCUGUUCGCGUGCAUGGGCAUGUCAGGACUCGUUCCAAUCGUGCACAAGAUGCUCGUGUUCGGGGCGCGCCCGGAGGCGGUGCUCACCACGGGCUACGAGAUGGUCAUGGGGGCGUUCUACCUCGCCGGCGUGGUGGUGUACGCCACCAGGGUGCCGGAGCGGUGGAUGCCGGGGAAGUUCGACCUCGCCGGCCACAGCCACCAGCUGUUCCACGUGCUCGUCAUCGCCGGCGCCUACGCGCACUACCUGGCCGGAGUGGUCUACCUCAGCUGGAGGGACGGGGAAGCUUGCUGAGGCGUUCGAGGAUGCUGCGCUGGCAUCGUACAAAAUUGACUACGUGUACCCUUUGUUGACUCGGCACGGAUUUUGUUUUCUACUGUUCUUUUUUUUUCUUUGUUAUUUACUGUUGUAUUUGUACCCUUCCAAAAAGUGAACAUACAUGCAUGUACCAAUUUGUGAUUCGAACCAGUUAACACAAAAGAAAGAUGGUUAACCAUGUUCCUAAAAAA
Molecule: messenger RNA, 1474 nt
Organism: Oryza sativa Japonica Group (Japanese rice)
Lineage: Eukaryota; Viridiplantae; Streptophyta; Magnoliopsida; Poales; Poaceae
Product: heptahelical transmembrane protein 4
Biological process (GO): response to hormone
Cellular component (GO): membrane
Molecular function (GO): signaling receptor activity
Source: RefSeq, a predicted model, not a curated record